AUGGAUGAACAUCCCGACAGUGCUCUACACUAUGGGCACGUAGGAAGAGCUAUCUACCUUCCCGAGACACAGACCUGGACAUUCUCGCGCUCGUUCGCCCGACCGCCCUCAAUCUCAUAUACUGGAGUGACGAAGACAACUGUGCGGGCACCCACUCGCACCUCCCAGCCGCAAACAUCGGUGAAGCCGUUUCGAACGGCAGAUCAGCAACUCAUUCCACGAGUGCUUCCUGAUCUUGCUUCUCACUGGUCCUCUAUUCGAGACGAUGGCCUUUCUAAAAUCAUUACGACCGUAACCGACAUCUAUGACCCUCAGGUCUCUUCGCUUCUCGAUUUAGGGUAUGCGACACAUCAUGGCACGGAAGAUACGAGGGCUCGCGGGCCGGUCGCCAUCGCGGCAUCGGUGACUGGGGAGUGCGGCAAUAUUGUUUCUUUUCGAGCAUUGACAGAUGAUACUGCGGAGUUACCAACCGAAGGCUCUGCAUUGCGAGGGCCAUCUAUUGGUCAAUCUGAGGUGACCGAAUGGUCCAAGCGUGGAGCCCCCAUUCAGCAGAUUUGCUUUGCGCGCCCGCUAGAGGAGAAGCCUGUGUGGAUGGCUGCACGCCUGCAAGAGGCGACCACGAUAUUCCGACCUUUGUAUCAUCUAGAUCCUGUGCCUAUGCACAUCGCAGAUGACGAUACAGCCGCAUUCUCUGUACCGCUUCGAAAUUCCCGACUCGAUGCGAAUCCCGUGGUGGACAUAUCAAAUUCGCAUACAGGCGGCUUCUCGCACGCCGAUGUGGCUUUCAACCCAUGGUAUCCGAGACAGCUUGCCAUUGUCGACACGAGAGGUAACUGGAGCGUUUGGGAAAUAUCCGGUCGACAACGACGACGAAGGGCUAACUGGGCUGCCACGUGCGUGAAGAAAGGCGAAUUGCCAGAGACAGUUGAUAAGCCAGAUGCCAACCGCCCGCGGCAUGAUGGAUGGGCAUCUAUUGAAUGGGUUGCCGACUUCUCAACUCUUUUGGUCUCCGAUCGUCGCUGUCUUAUGCUCUACCAGCUAUCGGAGGGCGUGUGUCAAAGCAGCGCUGUCGAGAUUGGCAUGACGAGACAGUCUGAGUGGAUUCUGGAUGUGCAACGAAGCGCGCAGAAUGUGGCUCACUUUUUUGUCCUGACCACAUCUCGACUGGUCUGGUUUGAUGUCACCACGGCGCCACCGAAUGAACAUGGAUUGAGGCCUUCUCUACGUCCUCGCCUAGCCUGGCGCCAUUUUCGAGACCCUGAGGACACAACGUUGCGUCUGAGCGACCUGCCGAUUAAUGGAGACUUGCAUCUGGUCCUCUACUCGAAGCUUACCGAACUUGUUCAGGUCUUUCCAUGUCCUUUCAUCGCAGAUGAACAAGCUGAAGCGAUCUCCAUACCUGAACCAUUCAUGCUAGAUGUGCCAUCAGAAGUCAAUGAGUCCCCUACCGAGAUAGGCACCCCGGUCCAUUACUCGACAUUCAUAUUUCGAGAAAUCGGACACUCCCCUCCUCCCGUGGGCAAGACAUACUACAACCCUGACAUGAAGCUCACCAAGCUAUUCUGGAUUGACUCAUCACUCGGCGUCCAUGAGAGCCUGUUUAGGCUCCCAGACGAAACGCCCGAGCAAGAGGAUAACGUGCACCUUGAGUCUAGUAAUAUCCUGCGUCUGAAGAAGCGGCACCAUGCACAUAGAAAGAACAUCGAGGUGGACGAUGAAAACUUCGUCGUGGAUGACUGGGAUGAGACCGUCGCACCUCCACGUGCGGCUCUUCACCAGAACCUCUCCAGCGAUUCCGACUUGGAUCUCCAGUGGACCUUGGAUUGGACAUCUAUAUAUGCGUUAGCCGUGGCAAACCUGGCAGCUGGUAGGAGUCCUGAUAACCCUGGUCCGUCAGGUUCUACAUUUGACCAGCUUAUCGCGACCCGAGAGGGAGACAUGGUCGACAACUCGAAGGACUGGAUAGCAAGUGAAACAAUGCUUGAGCUGAGCCAAGGUCGACCCGUGAUGGAGGAUAUUGAUGACACUGCCCAUAAUCUAACGCGUCUGGUCUCAACCGUCUUGUCCGAGCCUCCUGUUGGGGAGGCUCACUGCCGAUACAUCAUUUUGCCACUGAAAUUCUCCCCUGUCUUGCAUGCCAUGCCCCCCAUCUCCUCAGACGAACAAUCGAGUUUGGAUUUUGUGAAUCUCUACGACAGAUUGGUUCAUGAGUGGGUGACCAGUCUUUCUCACGAUAUCCCUCGGUUCACAUGUGUCAUGAAAGAGAGAGUCAUUCGUGGUAUCGCUCUUGAUAUACUUCUAUCAAGACUCAUCCGCAUAUCAAACACACCUAGCUCUAAAGACCUGCCACAAACGGUAGAAGCCACAGAUGAGCAUCGGACCGAGAGAGAGGAGUCAAUAUUCUCACAGACAUCCAGCCUGCAUUUGCCGUCCUCUCAACCCCCCAGCAGUCAGAUCAUAGUCACAGGAGAACCUACUUCCCAGGGACCAUCGAGUAAUACCUCGAAGGAUCCCACCAUCGCGGCCUAUAAUGGUCUAUCUACAUUUACUACAUUUAAAAAGCCCCGCACCAUGCCGCGGAAUGUGGCCAACUUACUGUCCCACUGGGAACUCGGUGCUGAUCCAUCGACAUAUGAAUGGCAGAAAACCUCGCAGAUGCUCGAGGAAGAAGAGGCACAACGCAGUGCCGGGCCGAGCACACCCAGGAGGCAACGGUCACGAAGGAAACCCCAGCAGACGGCCCAGCCCGAGGCCUCAUCCCUUCCACCCACCCGCGUCGCACCCCCCAUCCGAACCUGGGGCAGUCAGCCCGACAACAUCCUGCCCGCGCUGCCACUCCCUAGCAGCCAACCGACUGUGGACGAGGUGCCGAUGACCCAGAUGGAACGCGGGCAGUUUGGAGCACGCGAGGCGAAGAAGAGCCUGAAAGUCAGGAAGAAGCGGCGCGCCGCGGGAUUUUAG
Messenger RNA from Penicillium canariense, 2961 nucleotides. RefSeq lists its product as uncharacterized. Bases 1 to 2961 code for a protein of 986 amino acids. The record is from RefSeq and is a predicted model, not a curated record. NCBI's taxonomy places the organism in Eukaryota, Fungi, Ascomycota, Eurotiomycetes, Eurotiales, Aspergillaceae. Gene Ontology annotation, molecular function: RNA polymerase I transcription regulatory region sequence-specific DNA binding; RNA polymerase I general transcription initiation factor binding. Gene Ontology annotation, biological process: nucleolar large rRNA transcription by RNA polymerase I. Gene Ontology annotation, cellular component: RNA polymerase I core factor complex. The transcript has 3 exons.